AUGAUUCUCCGCAAACUGGUGGGACUAAUUACUUCUAGACUGUCAACUAGUGUAUAUCUUGUUUUCGAGUACACGGAACAUGAUAUUGUUGGUUUAUCAUCUUGUCCUGACAUCAAGUUCAGUGAAUCACAGGUUAAAUGUUAUAUGCAUCAACUACUAUCUUGCCUUGAACACUGUCAUUCAAGAGGUAUAAUGCACAAAGAUAUCAAGGGAUCCAACCUUCUUGUUAGUGAUGAUGGAGCUCUGAAGAUAGCUGAUUUUGGCCUGGCAAAUUUUGUUAGUGUCAGGCACAUUCAACCAUUAACUAGUCGAGUUGUUACUUUAUGGUAUCGGCCUCCUGAACUUUUGCUUGGAUCCACUAGUUAUGGGCAAUCUGUUGAUCUAUGGAGUGUUGCUGAUGUGGUUGAUUGGGUCUGUGGUGUUGAAUACCAACUCGCAGAUGGAAGGAAAUGGAGUAUGAUAGGAGCAGUUGUUGUUGCUUAA
Papaver somniferum (opium poppy) is the source of this 483-nucleotide messenger RNA. Its product is annotated as probable serine/threonine-protein kinase At1g54610. Gene Ontology annotation, biological process: protein phosphorylation; positive regulation of transcription elongation by RNA polymerase II. The record is from RefSeq and is a predicted model, not a curated record. The transcript is spliced from 3 exons. Gene Ontology annotation, cellular component: cyclin-dependent protein kinase holoenzyme complex; nucleus. The coding region runs from base 1 to 483 and encodes 160 amino acids. NCBI's taxonomy places the organism in Eukaryota, Viridiplantae, Streptophyta, Magnoliopsida, Ranunculales, Papaveraceae. Gene Ontology annotation, molecular function: ATP binding; RNA polymerase II CTD heptapeptide repeat kinase activity; cyclin-dependent protein serine/threonine kinase activity.